UGGUAGUAUUAUUGUCCACAUGUCUUCAGUCUUGUCAUGGAAAGAGUCACUUUUAAGCAAAAAGCUGAGUAUUUCUACCUAAAAGUAUUAUUAGAGUUUGAAAGAUGUGAUGGUGUGAACGUACCUGAAAUAGAUAUGUUGCUGUAUAAAAGACUUCUGAUUCAAGCCCUAGAGGAAUUACAUGGACAGGUUGGCGCUGCAUUAACAGUUGAUGUGCUGAAAUACAAUUCUUCAACAUUGCAAGCUAUCUUAAGAGUUCCUGAAAGUGGUCUUGUCAAAGUAUGGAGUGCUCUGACUUUAUUUGGUUUUUAUCAAGAUCAAAGAUGUGCUUUUAGAGUUCUUCAGGUUUCACCACACUUAAUGGCAUUUGCCGUAGACAGCAGACAAUGGCAUCCAGAAAAUGAAAUGAUCAAAACUUAACAAAAUGUAUUUAUAAAAGAAUAGGUAGAAGUAUAAAAUAUGUAUCUUGUAAAUAGAGUUGAUAUACUACUGUAUAAUAAAAGAAACAACAAAAAGUUUAAGCA
Molecule: messenger RNA, 524 nt
Organism: Actinia tenebrosa (Australian red waratah sea anemone)
Lineage: Eukaryota; Metazoa; Cnidaria; Anthozoa; Actiniaria; Actiniidae
Product: ribonuclease P protein subunit p14
Biological process (GO): tRNA 5'-leader removal
Cellular component (GO): multimeric ribonuclease P complex; nucleolus
Molecular function (GO): ribonuclease P RNA binding
Source: RefSeq, a predicted model, not a curated record